Pyrus x bretschneideri (Chinese white pear) is the source of this 1154-nucleotide messenger RNA. Its product is annotated as thiamine pyrophosphokinase 1-like. Lineage: Eukaryota; Viridiplantae; Streptophyta; Magnoliopsida; Rosales; Rosaceae. The record is from RefSeq and is a predicted model, not a curated record. The transcript is spliced from 6 exons. The coding region runs from base 89 to 862 and encodes 257 amino acids. Gene Ontology annotation, molecular function: ATP binding; thiamine diphosphokinase activity; thiamine binding. Gene Ontology annotation, biological process: thiamine metabolic process; thiamine diphosphate biosynthetic process.
AUUUAGUCCACCGCGCAAAUCCAAACUUCCAGAAAAAACAAAUCACGCAACCAAAGCGCGACGUCGCCGCCGAAGGACCUCCGAAUCCAUGGACCUCAUGUCUCAUUCCUCCGCCUUCCUCCUCCCUACGAUCCCGCCCAACCAAACGCCGUCUCCCACCUACGCGCUCGUCUUUCUCAACCAGAGCCUCCCGAGAUUCGCUCCUCUGCUCUGGAACCACGCACAACUACGUAUGUGUGCCGACGGCGGUGCCAAUCGCGUUUACGACGACAUGCCCCUUCUGCUCCCGCACGAAAAUGCCGUAGAUGUUAGGAAAAGGUACAAGCCCGAUGUUAUUAAAGGCGACAUGGAUUCAAUCCGAAGGGAUGUCUUGGAAUUUUAUGCUAGUAUGGGAACUCAAAUUAUUAAUGAAUCUGAGGAUCAGGACACGACUGAUUUGCAUAAGUGUAUAGCAUACAUAUGUGACUCGGCACCAAACCUAGAUAAGUCUAAUCUAUGCAUUCUGGUUGCUGGGGCACUUGGUGGACGGUUUGACCACGAGAUUGGAAACAUCAAUGUGUUAUGUCGAUUCUCAAACAUUCGAAUAACUCUCAUAUCUGAUGAUUGCCUCAUCCAUCUUCUUCCAAGAACACACCGCCAUGAGAUCCAUAUUCAGUCUUCUGUUGAGGGCCCUCAUUGUGGGCUCAUACCCAUUGGGAUGCCAUCGGGAAGUACUACAACUACUGGGCUUCAAUGGGAUCUCGCUGAAGCGGAGAUGAGGUUUGGUGGUCUGAUAAGUACAUCAAAUAUCGUCAAGGGAGAGAAAAUAACAGUGCAGUCAGAUUCAGAUCUUCUUUGGACUAUAAGCAUUAAAAAGAUGUAGUGCAUUUAGAGAUGAGGUGGGCACAGCUGCGGAACCCACAAUCUAUUUCUUCCGUUUCCAGGGUUUCUUUCACUUGGCUGUGUAAGUAGGUUUUCGGGUUCCAUUUUCAUUGGUUUUUGGCGAUCCUUAUACGAAGAACAUUGCGUCAUGUUUUCGCUCCCCUCUUGAAUUCUGUAACGUUGUUUAAACUCCAUCUAUAUCAUAUUGUAUUUUUGUAAUUAUUCUAAAUAAAAGUCAUAUUGACUAUGUAGAAGAAGAUGUUGGAGUCCUUCUGCAGACAAUCUUUUGCAAA